AUGCAUCCCGUGUUGAAAGCCAGUGAUCACCCGUUGUGUCGGGAGCUGAUCAAGCAGUUGGAAGAUUGCCACUAUCAUCACAAGGUCCUCAAAUUCUUCGGUAAGUGCAACGCUUGCAAGCGUGAACUGGAUCAAUGUCUUGCAAAAGAACUGCUGGUGAAACGUGAGCUGAACUAUCUCGCAAGUGAAGCACGACGACCACGUUCACCAGCCUCCUCUCAAUCAAACUGA
This is a messenger RNA of Cyanidioschyzon merolae strain 10D, 231 nucleotides long. RefSeq lists its product as hypothetical. NCBI's taxonomy places the organism in Eukaryota, Rhodophyta, Bangiophyceae, Cyanidiales, Cyanidiaceae. The transcript has a single exon. The record is from RefSeq and is a predicted model, not a curated record. The coding region runs from base 1 to 231 and encodes 76 amino acids. Gene Ontology annotation, cellular component: mitochondrion.